This is a messenger RNA of Cladophialophora yegresii CBS 114405, 2820 nucleotides long. Its product is annotated as formate-tetrahydrofolate ligase. The transcript has a single exon. Gene Ontology annotation, biological process: tetrahydrofolate interconversion. Gene Ontology annotation, molecular function: methylenetetrahydrofolate dehydrogenase (NADP+) activity; formate-tetrahydrofolate ligase activity; ATP binding. Bases 1 to 2820 code for a protein of 939 amino acids. Gene Ontology annotation, cellular component: cytosol. Lineage: Eukaryota; Fungi; Ascomycota; Eurotiomycetes; Chaetothyriales; Herpotrichiellaceae. The record is from RefSeq and is a predicted model, not a curated record.
AUGGGGGCUACCAAGAUCGAUGGCAAGGUGGUUGCCCAGAAGAUCAGGGAGCGGCUGGCCGAGGAGAUCAAGGAGAAACAAAAGAACAACCCCCGUUACCGGCCAUGCUUGAAGAUCAUUCAAGUUGGGGACCGACCAGAUUCGUCUACCUACGUGCGAAUGAAGUUGAAAGCAGCUCAAGAAGCCGGUAUUGACUGCGCUCUGAUACAUUUGCCCGAGACCAUAUCGGAGCCCGAGCUGCUGCAGCAAAUCAUUGAUUUCAACAACGACCCUGCUGUGCAUGGUAUUCUCGUCCAAUUGCCCAUUCCCAAGCAUCUCUCGGAACAUGCAAUCACAUCUGCUGUCGUGGACGAGAAGGAUGUUGAUGGAUUCGGGACCAUGAAUAUUGGCGAGCUUGCGAAGCGAGGCGGGAAGCCAUACUUCGUCCCUUGCACACCUAAAGGCGUUAUGGUGUUGCUGCAAGAGAGUGGUGUCGAGGUCAAGGGCAAGAACGCUGUCGUCCUCGGUCGCAGUGACAUCGUGGGCAGCCCGGUCAGCUACCUUCUGAAGAAUGCCGACGCCACUGUCACAGUCUGCCAUUCAAAGACACAGAAUAUCAAGGACGUGGUCAAGCAAGCUGAUGUCGUGGUUGCUGCUAUCGGGCAGCCAGGGUUCGUAAAGGGAGACUGGCUGAAGCCGGGCGCAGUCGUGAUCGACGUCGGGACAAAUUACAUCUCUGAUCCGUCCAAGAGUUCAGGUCAGCGCCUUGUUGGUGAUGUCGACUUUGAGUCGGCGGCUGAGGUCGCUUCUCAGAUCACUCCUGUUCCGGGUGGUGUUGGCCCCAUGACAGUUGCAAUGCUCAUGCAGAACGUUGUCGAAUCGGCCUCGGCCUAUUUCGAGAAACUGAAGUCAAGGCACGUAACUCCAUUGCCAAUCAAGGUCCAGACACCUGUGCCAUCCGACAUUGCAAUUUCCCGCUCACAGCACCCGAGACAGAUAACGCACAUAGCUACUGACAUUGGCAUCGCUCCUCACGAGCUAGAGCCGUAUGGUGCUUACAAAGCCAAAGUCGACCUGUCGGUGCUUUCAAGGCUUGAGCACCGAAAGAAUGGCAAGUAUAUCUUGGUUUCUGGUAUCACUCCGACCCCUCUGGGCGAAGGCAAGUCCACCACCACAAUGGGUCUCACGCAAGCACUGGGUGCGCAUCUGAACAAAGUGACCUUUGCGAAUGUGCGACAACCCAGUAUGGGUCCGACCUUUGGCAUCAAAGGUGGUGCGGCCGGUGGUGGGUACAGUCAAGUCAUUCCUAUGGAUGAGUUCAAUCUUCAUCUGACGGGUGACAUCCACGCGAUUACUGCUGCCAAUAACCUGUUAGCGGCUGCGAUCGAUACGCGCAUGUUCCACGAAUCCACACAGAAGGACGGUGCUCUCUUCAAGAGGUUGGUGCCUAGCAAAAAAGGCAAGCGAGAGUUCGCCCCAGUCAUGCUUCGAAGACUCAAGAAACUGGGAAUCGACAAGACAGACCCGAACGAGCUCACAGAAGACGAGAUCCGUCGGUUCGCACGCCUCGACAUCGAUCCUGAGACAAUCACAUGGCGGAGAGUGCUCGACGUCAAUGACAGACACCUGCGAGGCAUCACAAUCGGCCAAGCACCUACAGAAAAAGGUCAUACCCGAGAGACAGCCUUUGACAUCUCCGUGGCAAGUGAGUGCAUGGCGAUCCUUGCCUUGAGCACCGACCUCAGGGACAUGCGCGAGCGUCUUGGCCGCAUGGUGAUCGGCUCAUCCAGGGCUGGAGAGCCCGUCACUUGCGACGAUAUUGGCGCUGGCGGUGCUCUCACGGCACUGAUGAAGGAUGCUAUCAAACCCAACCUGAUGCAGACUUUGGAGGGCACUCCUGUCUUUGUCCAUGCUGGGCCAUUCGCAAACAUCAGCAUCGGCAACAGCUCUGUCUUAGCGGACAAGGUUGCACUUAAACUGGCGGGGACUGAGCCUGAUGAAGACCAUGAAGCGAAAGCCGGAUUUGUCGUUACCGAAGCCGGCUUCGAUUUCACCAUGGGUGGCGAGAGAUUCUUCAACAUCAAAUCCCGAGCCUCCGGCCUCGUGCCCGACGUCGUCGUCGUCGUUGCUACGAUCCGAGCACUAAAAGUCCAUGGCGGAGGUCCCGAGAUUUCGGCUGGAGCCUCUCUGCCAGAGGCGUAUCGAACCGAGAAUGUCGAAAUGCUACGCGCCGGAUGUGUCAACCUCAGAAAGCAUAUCGCCAACGCCAAGUCCUACGGCGUUCCCGUUGUUGUGGCCAUCAACAAAUUCGAGACUGAUACUGAAGCCGAGCUCAAAGUCAUAGAAGAGGAAGCUCUUGCUGCGGGCGCGGAAGCGGCUGUGCCAGCUAACCACUGGGCUGAAGGAGGUGCUGGCGCUGUUGAUCUUGCCAAGGCCGUAGUUGAGGCUUCGUCGAAGCCAAAGGACUUCAAAUUUCUCUACGGCCUCGAGGGCAACGUCCACGAGCGCAUCGAGAAGAUCGGCAAAGAAAUGUACGGCGCGGACAAGGUCGAGUUCAGCGAGUUGGCCCAACAGAAGGUGGACAUGUACACUAAACAGGGCUUUGGGAAUCUGCCCAUUUGCAUUGCGAAGACGCAGUACUCGCUGAGCCAUGAUCCCGCGCUGAAAGGCGCACCCACUGGCUUCACCGUCCCGAUCCGGGACGUCAGGUUGGCUGUUGGGGCUGGCUAUCUGUAUGCCUUGGCUGCAGACAUUCAAACCAUUCCCGGCCUGCCCACGGCGCCGGGAUAUCUGAAUGUGGACGUGGAUCCGGAGACCGGGGAGAUAGACGGGUUGUUCUGA